ACCCCGGCGGGGAAGGGGGCUUCCCCCGGCUCCUGUGGCACCAUUAUAAACCCGGCACGGCCACAGCGCAGACAGACAAGCCAUUGACGCACGGCGUACAGGCAUCCUGACAGCCUCCAGCCUGUGCAACUGCCUCCGUUCUGCCUCCUUGCAGCCCAGCGACCUCCAGCACCCCUCCAGCCUGUGCAGGUGUUUUGAAUCAUCCAGCGUCAAGUGGGACCGCUUCGACUCCUGCUCCAGUCAGGGCAAGGCUUGGAUCCAUCACAACAGCCUCCAAUCCCUCUUGCGUCUAUGCAACAACCUGGAACCCCAUAGUGCCCACCACAGCAGCUUGCAGUCCGCCUUCAACGGGUGCAACAGCCUUGAAUCCGCCAGCGUCCAGCACAACUGUCUCCAGCUUCCGUGACAGCCUCAAGUCCACCAGCAUCCAGUGUGACAGCCUUGAUCCCACCUAAGCCUGUGCAACAGCUUUGAGUGCUCGUGCUCCACCAUUCAGCGUAACAGCCUUUUAGCCUUGACUUCUCUACCCAGUGAGACGACGUAUAUCCUUCCAUCCGGUGCAUUAGCUUCAAAUUCUCUUCAGGCUAGCGCAAUAGCUUCCAGAUUCCUGUCAUUCAUUGCAACAGCCUGUACCACUUCAGCCAACGCUAGUUACACCAUCCAGUGCAAUAACCUCAAAUACUCAGUCACAGCCUCUGUGACUGCUGUUAUCCUGCCCCCUUCCAGUCACAAAAGAGACAGUUUUCAGUAACUGCAGCAUCAACUUUGUCACCUUGCCUUCAGGAAACAAUGGAGGUACGUGUUCCUCGGAGGAGCCCCAGUUACCUCUCCGAUCUGUAUCAGAACAUGCUAAGGGCUGAAGAAGCAUUGGGUCCAGGACGGUGGCGGCAGGAGCACCAGCCACUGCGUGGCAGCAGGGCCAGUCUGAGCACCCCACCCGAGAGGGAGCCACAGCCCAGUCAUCUUCAGAGCAGCACUACUAUCAGCUGUGACCCACACCUGCAGCCUAUCAUACGCCGACGAGCCAGGUCUUUGCCCACUUCCCCUGAGAGGUUGAAGAAUACAGCAGCACAAUGCCGUGUUCCUGGGUGCAAGAGAAGCCGCAUAAACCAUGUGAGAUUUGCUGAUGCAUUGGGCUUGGAGCUGGCUGAAGUGAAAGUCUUUCAGGUUGGGGAGGACCCAUCCAUACCCUUGCAUGUCCUGUCCAGGCUUUCCAUCAACUCAGACCUUUGUUGCAGCCAGCUGGAUAUGGAGAUCACCAUGCAGUGCUUGGUACCUGACUUCCAGCAGCCUGUGGACUGUGUGGACUUCUCCACCCGCCUUCAUCAGCAGCUGGUGUGUCUAGAAUGUGUGACCAGCUCAGACCUGGGGCUCAGUGGCACUAUCCAAGUUCUCAAUUUGGCCUUUGAGAAGCAGGUGUCUGUGCGCUACACCUUCAACCAGUGGAAGAGCGUGCAUGAAGUGUGUGCUCAUUGGCACAGCAGCAAUCCUGAGGCGGAUGGGAAGGGACAAGCUGAUGUCUUCACUUUCUUUCUCCCCAUGCCUCCUUUCCUUCUCCAGCUGUGCUCUGUAGUCCAGUUUGCAGUGAGAUAUCGUGUCAAUGGGCAGGAGUACUGGGAUAACAACCAAGAUAAGAACUACAGCUUCACCUGCAGGAGUCACCUUCUCAAGAUGCCAAGGGAAUGUGAGGCGAGCUGGAUCCACUUCAUCUAAGCAAGAAGAAGAUAUAUGGAUAUGGAAUGGCUGCAGUGGCCUUUUCUUCCUUGAUGUUCCUCUCUGCUUCUCUGACAGCACAGAAAUCCUUCAAGAGGCAAAGAUGUUUCAAAAUGAGAGUAACAAGUGAUCUGUACAAAACUUUUGUGUAAGAGCUCCAGAAAGGAUGAAGGGCCAAAAUCUGCAUGGAUUUACAUCCCUGGAGACUUCAUGGGAUUCAAAGAGAUUUCAUAGACAGGAAUCAGGGCAGAACUGGCUCAAAGGGACACUGUCAGGCUAAAUAUAUCAAAAGGAAAAUUGUGUUACUAAUAAUACUUUACAUAAACAAAAAUUUAAAAUUCCAACUUAUUUGUCACCAUUUUAUACUGUUUAAUUUUGUACACUUAACUACCUGGAAAAUAGGUUAGCUUUACUUUUUUGUUAUAGUUUUGUUUGUAGUAUUACCUUGGUUCUUGGGCAUAAUUCCAGUGCUGAAAACACUGCAGGGCAAUAUUUAUAUCCAAAUUAUUUGUAUUCCUAUUUAAACACAUAAAAAUAUUUCUAUUGAUA
Molecule: messenger RNA, 2262 nt
Organism: Mauremys mutica (yellowpond turtle)
Lineage: Eukaryota; Metazoa; Chordata; Testudines; Geoemydidae
Gene: PPP1R3D
Product: protein phosphatase 1 regulatory subunit 3D
Exons: 2
Coding region: 790-1713 (307 amino acids)
Biological process (GO): regulation of glycogen biosynthetic process
Cellular component (GO): protein phosphatase type 1 complex
Molecular function (GO): protein phosphatase 1 binding; glycogen binding
Source: RefSeq, a predicted model, not a curated record